AUGAUUCAAUGUGAUAUUUUAUAUCUUAUUUUCGAAAAUUUAUCUGAUGAUAACGGUACAUUAGCAAAUUGCAUCUAUGUUUGCCGUGGUUGGGCAGAUAUUGCUGUUAAAAUAUUAUAUCGAGAUCCAUUUAAAAAUAUUAUCGAACUUGAGAAUCAGAUUCUUAUCAUACGGUUAUUUGAACGUUCUUUUACCGAUAGAUUAACGUAUGAUUAUGUGUCAUUUCUAAAAUAUAUUAGGAUAACAAAUUUAACUGACUGGAUUAGUAAUGUUGAAUGGAAUUUAAACUGGUCUGAUGGAAGGAAAGUUGAUACUUUUAGAGCUCAUACUUCCAGGGUGUUUACUUUACUUAAAAAUAUUUUUAAAAGAUGUGGAACUUUAAAAUAUCUGGGAUAUUGUAGUCUUCUCACCGAAAUUCAUCUAUUGGAAAAUGAUAUGUUAAGAUGUAUUGAUAAAAAAACUAUAAUCGAGAUAGAACCUCGACAUUUAAAAAAUGUAACUUUUAGUCGUGGUAUUACACUAGACAGUUUCAAGAUAAUGGAUACUAAAUCAAUGACCAAGUUGAAUAGGUUUACGAACUUACAAAAACUAGUUAUCAUAACUAGAAAUGAGAAUAUUCCAUAUUCUAUUUUAGAUUGCUCUGCUGAGGAUAUCGACAUCACAUUUACGAAUGAAAUUAAAUUUCAUUGGUUAUUAUAUAUAACAAAGAAUUUAAAUUUAAAGAAUAAGAAAAGUAUUCAUAUCACAAAUCUUAAUAUACCAAAACUAUAUGUUAAACAUUAUCACACUAGAGAUUCAAAUUUUAUAUUUAAUCGUUUAAGAUCCACCGCUCCUGAAGAUCUUGAUCAUAAAUCAAUUACCUAUACGAAUGUUAUUACUUAUUUUAAACGAAAGUUUACAAUUACUUGUGAUAAUAGUGAGGGGCGUUUGUUAUAUUCAUUAUAUUUUUAUAAUCCAAAUGGUUUUUUUGUGUCUAUGAUUGACAUAUCGGAUAUACAUGAUUUACCAGAAUACUGUGAAAAAUAUAAAAUUUGA
Dentiscutata heterogama is the source of this 1035-nucleotide messenger RNA. The record is from the annotation of a GenBank genome assembly. NCBI's taxonomy places the organism in Eukaryota, Fungi, Glomeromycota, Glomeromycetes, Diversisporales, Gigasporaceae.